Molecule: messenger RNA, 611 nt
Organism: Drosophila busckii
Lineage: Eukaryota; Metazoa; Arthropoda; Insecta; Diptera; Drosophilidae
Gene: Sec61gamma
Product: protein transport protein Sec61 gamma-2 subunit
Exons: 2
Coding region: 122-328 (68 amino acids)
Biological process (GO): post-translational protein targeting to membrane, translocation; protein targeting
Cellular component (GO): Ssh1 translocon complex; membrane
Molecular function (GO): transmembrane protein transporter activity
Source: RefSeq, a predicted model, not a curated record
ACGUGGACACUUGUCAAAACAAAGUCGUGUCACUUAUGCUACUUUUCGUACACCGAGUAAUCAUUCGUGUUAAAAAUUUUCAAGAAGUAAGAGUUAGCUUAAACGCACCUGAAACAUAGCCAUGGACAAAGUUGUGAAAUUUGCCGAACCUGGACGCGCUUUCGCCAAGGACUCGAUUCGUCUAGUCAAGCGUUGCACGAAGCCUGACCGUAAAGAGUUCCAGAAGAUUGCCAUUGCUACCGCUAUUGGUUUCUGCAUCAUGGGCUUCAUUGGUUUCUUCGUCAAGCUGAUACACAUUCCCAUCAACAACAUCAUUGUUGGCUCUUAAUUACCAGCGAAUGUGUAUAAGCUCCGGCUCCUCCAUACCGCCGUCGUCGACGGGCAGAGGCAGAAGCAGAACAAUAAUAAUCAUCAAUUUAAAUAGCAUAUUUCUCUUCGCGAUUACUAUAUUUACACAUUCUUUUUUUUUUUUGUUUAUUACAUUCAGCGAAUGUCUUUUGUAACAAAAUUGUCAUGCAUGUGAAAUGUAUUGCUAAAAUUGUUUAAAAUUCCAUUCACAACCAUGAAGUUAGUUAAUAAGCGUCAUAGUAAAAAACCGAAAAUCAAUUGAA